Messenger RNA from Sardina pilchardus (European sardine), 1707 nucleotides. RefSeq names its product keratin, type II cytoskeletal cochleal-like. The coding region runs from base 1 to 1707 and encodes 568 amino acids. Lineage: Eukaryota; Metazoa; Chordata; Actinopteri; Clupeiformes; Clupeidae. The record is from RefSeq and is a predicted model, not a curated record. Gene Ontology annotation, molecular function: structural constituent of skin epidermis. The transcript is spliced from 9 exons. Gene Ontology annotation, cellular component: keratin filament. Gene Ontology annotation, biological process: intermediate filament organization; keratinization.
AUGAGUGUCAGGAUCUCCUCAUCCAGCUUCAGCAGCGGUGGCAGCAUGAGCGGUGGUGGCUUCAGCAUUGGUGGCGGCGGCGGCAGCAUCAGGAGGAGCUUCUCCAGCCAGUCCGCCAUGGCAGGUUCCAUCGGUGGCGGCCGCAUGAGCUCCGUGUCCAUGAGGCGCUCUGGUGGCCUGGCCUUGGGAGGUGGUGGCGGUAGUUCCAGCUUCAGCUACAGCAUCGGCGGAGGUGGUGGUGCUGGAGGCCUGGCCCUCGGCGGUGGAGGCCUGGCCCUCGGCGGUGGAGGCCUGGCCCUCGGUGGUGGAGGCAUCGGUUUUGGAGCUGGAGGUGCUGGCAUCGGACUGAGCAUGGGUGGUGGUGGUGGCUUUGUUGCACCUGCACCCGCCAUCACAGCUGUCACAGUCAACCAGAGCCUGCUCGCCCCCCUGAACCUGGAGAUCGACCCCACCAUCCAGACCGUCCGCACCCAGGAGAAGGAGCAGAUCAAGUCCCUCAACAACCGCUUCGCCUCCUUCAUCGACAAGGUACGCUUCCUGGAACAGCAGAACAAGAUGCUGGAGACCAAGUGGUCCCUUCUCCAGGACCAGACCACUGUGCGCUCCAACAUCGACUCCAUGUUCGAGGCCUACAUCGCCAACCUGCGCAGACAGCUUGACGGCCUGGGCAACGACAAGGUCAAGCUGGAGGGAGAGCUGAGGAACAUGCAGAUUCUGGUUGAGGACUUCAAGCUGAAAUAUGAAGCUGAAAUUAACACGCGUGCCACAGUGGAGAAUGAGUUUGUUCUGCUGAAGAAGGAUGUUGAUGCUGCCUACAUGGUCAAGGUGGAACUGGAGGCCAAGGUUGAUGCCCUUACGGAUGAGAUCAACUUCCUCAGGGCCGUCUAUGUGGAGGAGCUGCGUGAGCUGCAGGCACAGAUCAAGGACACCUCUGCUAUUGUGGAGAUGGACAACAGCCGCUCUCUGGACAUGGACUCCAUUGUUGCUGAAGUGCGUGCUCAGUACGAAGACAUCGCCACCCGCAGCCGUGCCGAGGCUGAGAACUGGUACAAGGCCAAGUUUGAGGAGAUGCAGACGUCUGCUGGCCAAUACGGUGUAGACCUGCGUGCAACCAAGUCAGAGAUCGCAGAGCUCACCCGCAUGAUCAGCCGUCUCUCAAGCGAGAUUGAGGUCGUCAAAGGACAGCGUGCCAGUAUUGAGGUCCAGAUUGCAGAGGCUGAGGAGCGAGGUAGCCUAGCAGUACAGGAUGCCAAGCUGCGCAUCAGGGACCUCGAGGAGGCCAUCCAGAGAGCCAAGGCGGACAUGGCCCGCCAGGUGCGCGAGUACCAGGAGCUGAUGAAUGUCAAACUGGCCCUCGACAUUGAGAUCGCCACCUACAGGAAACUGCUGGAAGGAGAGGAGUCCAGAAUUGGAGGUGCCUCUGCAACCGUUCACGUUCAAGAGACUUCAGCUGCUGUUGGUGGCGGUGGCCUGGCCCUUGGUGGUGGCGGUGGCCUGGCCCUUGGUGGCGGCGGUGGAGGUGGCGCUGGAUUCGGCUAUGGUGGUGGUGCCGGCAUUGGAAUUGGCGGUGGCAUCGGUGGUGGCCUUGGCAUUGGCGGUGGCCUUGCCAUUGGAGGUGGCUCCAGCCUCAGCAUUGGCGGUGGCAGCAGCAUGUCCAUGUCUCGCUCCUCUUCCUCCAUGAUGUCCAGUGGCAUCCGCCGCUUCUAA